Molecule: messenger RNA, 961 nt
Organism: Procambarus clarkii (red swamp crayfish)
Lineage: Eukaryota; Metazoa; Arthropoda; Malacostraca; Decapoda; Cambaridae
Source: RefSeq, a predicted model, not a curated record
UUCGUGUAGACGAAAUUGUGAACGAACUGUUUAUGUACCGAACGGACGGUAGUCGAAAAGAGGAUGUACGAAUCGACCAGAGCCCUGUUCAAGAGUAACACCCGCCUCACGUGGGUGUAUUGUCCAGUGUAGAGGCUGAGGUAUAAGUACUGACAAAUAUGGAGGACGAAGCGGAAACGUACAAGUUAUGGCGCAUUCGGAAGACCAUCAUGCAGCUCUGUCACGAUCGUGGCUACCUUGUGACACAAGACGAGUUGGACCAAACCCUUGAACAGUUUAAAGAACAAUUCGGAGACAAGCCCUCAGAGAGACACCCAGCCAGGUCGGACCUUAUUGUGUUGGUUGCUCACAAUGACGACCCAACGGAUCAGAUGUUCGUGUUCUUCCCAGAUGAGCCAAAGGUUGGUGUAAGAACAAUAAAAACAUAUUGUACGAGGAUGCAAGAGGAGAACAUUCAACGUGCAAUCAUUGUUGUCCAGUCUGGCAUGUCACCCUCUGCAAAACAGGCAUUGGUUGAUAUGGCUCCUAAGUAUAUAUUGGAUUAACACUUUCUGCACUACUCUUUAUUGUUGACACUUGUUAGUCUGACUGAGAUAGAAAUUGUUCCACCCGCGUUGGUCUUGUCGGCGGCAGUACGAACACAGCUGCUCAGCGUGUACAAGUUGAAAGACAAUCAAUUAAUGAGAAUUCAGGCUGGUGACCCAGUGGCUCGUUAUUUUGGAUUGAAACGUGGCCAGGUUGUCAAAAUUAUCCGGCCAUCUGAGACGGCAGGACGAUAUAUUUCUUACCGCCUGGUUGUGUAACUGUCAUGUGAGAUCAAGACUUAAAAUUAAAAAAUUAUGUUCCUUUAGAAAAAAAAGAUAACAAUGUUUGGAAGUAUUGGGUUGCCUGCGCACGUUAGUCACAUCAUUUAUUUUCCUGAAAAAACUUACUUUUGUUUGAAAUAAAGGUAUUAAUAUUU